UUGCCGGCAGCCCCCGGGCAGCGUUCGGAGCUUCUGCCCGGGCGGGCGCGCGGCGCGGCGGCAGAGGCGGCGGAGCCUGAGCUGGGAUGUAGAGGCGGCGGCGAGAGCAGGCGUCCGAGCAGAGCCAGAAGAGGAGAGCCUCGCCCCGGACAGCCCGGCCCCGCGUCCCAGCCUGUGCCUAGCCAUGCGCGUCGCCUGCUGAGUCGGGGCGCCGCACGCCGAGUCCUCCGCCCGCCGCGCCGCGAGGCGCUGCGCUCCGGGGUGAUUAGUUGCUUUUUGUUGUUUUUUAAUUUGGGCCGCGGGGAGGGGGAGGAGGGGCAGGUGCUGCAGGCUCCCCCCCCUCCCCGCCUCGGGCCAGCCGCGGCGGCGCGACUCCGGCUCUGGCCCCGGGCGCGGCGGGCGACUGGAGCGGAGCGCACCGCGGCGGUGCCCAGAGCGAAGCGCCGCUCCCCGCCCCGCCCCUCCCCCUCGGCCUCGCGGCGACCGUGGCGGCUCGGACGACUCGCAGAGCCGAGUACAGACGUUCCCACGCGGACACCUGACCAUGUGCCUGCCCUGAGUGAGCCCCACCAGACAUCUCGAUUGUGGGCAACUGGGCUACACACUCAUCUGUGAGCCCCCAGCAGUUUGCAGGCUCUCCCAGCAGUGGGGUCUGGGCCUCGGCCCCACCAUGUCGAGCCUCGGCGGUGGCUCCCAGGACACCGGUGGCAGUAGCAGUAGCAGCGGCAACAGUAGCACCGACAGCAGCAGUGGCAGUGGCCCAAAGGCAGGAGGAACAGACAAAAGUACCACAGUGGCUGCGACCGCACCAACCUCAGUGGCAGAUGAUGCCCCGCCCCCUGAGCGAAGGAACAAGAGUGGCAUCAUCAGUGAACCCCUCAACAAGAGCCUGCGUCGGUCCCGCCCACUCUCCCACUACUCUUCCUUUGGUAGCAGUGGUGGCAGCGGAAGCAUGAUAGGGGGGGAGUCUGCUGACAAGGCAGCCGCAGCUGCAGCCGCAGCCUCCCUAUUGGCCAAUGGUCAUGACCUGGCUGCGGCCAUGGCCAUGGACAAAAGCAACCCUACCUCAAAGCACAAAAGCGGUGCUGUGGCCAGCCUGCUGAGCAAGGCGGAGCGGGCCACGGAGCUGGCAGCCGAGGGACAGCUGACGCUGCAGCAGUUCGCACAGUCCACGGAGAUGCUAAAGCGCGUGGUGCAGGAACACCUGCCCCUGAUGAGCGAGGCAGGUGCUGGCCUGCCUGACAUGGAGGCUGUGGCUGGUGCCGAGGCCCUCAACGGCCAGUCCGACUUCCCCUAUCUGGGCGCGUUCCCCAUCAACCCAGGCCUCUUCAUCAUGACCCCAGCUGGUGUGUUCCUGGCUGAAAGUGCUCUGCACAUGGCCGGCCUGGCCGAGUACCCCAUGCAGGGAGAGCUGGCUUCCGCCAUCAGCUCAGGCAAGAAGAAGCGGAAACGCUGCGGCAUGUGUGCGCCCUGCCGGCGGCGCAUCAACUGCGAGCAGUGCAGCAGUUGUAGGAACCGAAAGACUGGCCAUCAGAUUUGCAAAUUCAGAAAGUGUGAGGAACUCAAAAAGAAGCCUUCCGCUGCUUUGGAGAAGGUGAUGCUUCCGACGGGAGCCGCCUUCCGGUGGUUUCAGUGACGGCCGGGAACCCAAAGCUGCCCUCUCCGUGCAAUGUCACUGCUCGCGUGGUCUCCGGCAAGGGAUUCGGGCGAAGACAAACGGAUACACCCGUCUUUAGAACCAAAAAUAUUCUCUCACAGAUUUCAUUCCUGUUUUUAUAUAUAUAUAUUUUUUGUUGUCAUUUUAACAUCUCCACGUCCCUAGUAUAAAAAGAAAAAAUUUAACUGCUUUUUCAGAAGAAGAACAACAAAAGAGGUAAAGCGAAUCUACAAAGUACCGAGACUUCCUGGGCAAAGAAUGGACAAUCAGUCUCCUUCCUGUGUCAGUGUCAAUGUUGUCUGUGCAGGAGAUGCCGUUUUUGUGUAGAGAAUGUAAAUUUUCUGUAACCUUUUGCAAUCUAGUUACUAAUAAGCACUACUGUAAUUUAGCACAGUUUAACUCCACUCUCGUUUUAAACUUCCUUUGAUUCUUUCCAACCAUGAAAUAGUGCAUAGUUUGCCUGGAGAAUCCACUCACGUUUAUAAAGAGAAUGUUGAUGGCACCGUGUAGAAGCCCCUCUAUCCAUCCACGUGUGCAGAGCUACAGCCAGAGCCCACUGGGACUGGAGUUCCUGUCCCAGGCCCAGCCUUGUUGCACCCACUGUCCCCUGGCUGGGACCCCCUACCCCAACAGUGACAGAUUUUGGAGAGAUGAGGAUUCUAUUCAUUUGUUGAUCCACUAAGAUCUGGGGAGCCCGCAUCUCAAUCCUGGCUACUUCCCCUAGAGAAAGCAAACACUCUUUUCUCAGCCUUGCUCUCAGCAACAGAAGAAAGGGCUUCUUCGCGGUCCCUCACCUACCUCCCGGUAGGGGUGGGUGCCCAGGGGGCUCCCUGCCCGUGGCCAGCUCCCUGCUGAGGAACAUGCUGUUUGUAUUGUUUUAGGAGACCAGGCUGUUUUGUGAAUAAAAUUGAAUGCAUGUUUGUGUCCUGA
Molecule: messenger RNA, 2587 nt
Organism: Microtus ochrogaster (prairie vole)
Lineage: Eukaryota; Metazoa; Chordata; Mammalia; Rodentia; Cricetidae
Gene: Cxxc5
Product: CXXC finger protein 5
Cellular component (GO): nucleus
Molecular function (GO): methyl-CpG binding; zinc ion binding
Source: RefSeq, a predicted model, not a curated record